AACUUAAGAAAGUGCUGGAUUUCCCCUUGUUCGAUUGAGGAAUCGUAGACCACAUCUGGGUAGCUGGAUUUAACCCAGCCACAGCCCCGUUGGAUACCAAAGUGCUUACUCCUGUACAAAGUGCCAUGCCUGAACUGCUACGGGGAAGAGGCAGCUUCUGAGACCCGCACCUGUGUGCCUGCUUGCUUGCCUUGCGCUUCUCUUUCCUGGCCACCUUCCUGGCCACAGGCAGCGCGGAGAAAGUCCCCCUCGGAUGUGUGGAAACUGGUUCUCGGAGGCUGCGAGCUGAGGCUGGAUUUAGGGGAGGAAUAUUAGACUUGGAGGAGUCUGCGCGCUUUUCUCCUCCCAGUGCAUCGCGCGGUCGCCGCUAGUUCAUCGCCGGGUCCCCGCGCUUACUCCCCACCCCACCCACUUCCUGUGCUCGCCCGGGGGGCGUGUGCGUGCCACUACCGGAGUUCUGGGAAGUUGUGGCUGUCGAGAAUGGGGGUCUGUGGGUACCUGUUCCUGCCCUGGAAGUGCCUCGUGGUCGUGUCUCUCAGGCUGCUGUUCCUUGUACCCACAGGAGUGCCGGUGCGUAGCGGAGAUGCCACCUUUCCCAAAGCUAUGGACAACGUGACGGUCAGGCAGGGGGAGAGCGCCACCCUCAGGUGCACAAUUGACAACCGAGUCACCAGGGUGGCCUGGCUUAACCGCAGCACCAUCCUCUAUGCUGGAAACGACAAGUGGUGCCUAGAUCCUCGUGUGGUCCUCCUGAGUAACACCAAGACCCAGUACAGCAUUGAGAUCCAGAAUGUGGAUGUGUAUGAUGAGGGCCCUUAUACCUGCUCGGUGCAGACAGACAACCACCCUAAGACCUCCAGGGUCCACCUCAUUGUACAAGUAUCUCCCAAAAUUGUAGAGAUUUCUUCAGAUAUCUCCAUUAAUGAAGGGAACAACAUCAGCCUCACUUGCAUAGCCACAGGUAGACCGGAGCCUACAGUAACCUGGAGACAUAUUUCUCCCAAAGCUGUCGGCUUCGUGAGUGAGGAUGAGUACCUGGAGAUCCAGGGCAUCACUCGGGAGCAGUCAGGCGAGUACGAGUGCAGCGCCUCCAACGAUGUGGCGGCACCAGUGGUACGAAGAGUGAAGGUCACCGUGAACUAUCCACCAUACAUCUCAGAAGCAAAGGGUACAGGUGUCCCGGUGGGGCAGAAGGGAACUCUGCAGUGUGAAGCUUCCGCAGUCCCUUCAGCAGAAUUCCAGUGGUUCAAGGAUGACAAAAGACUGGUCGAAGGGAAGAAGGGAGUCAAAGUGGAAAAUAGACCUUUCCUUUCAAAGCUCACUUUUUUCAACGUUUCUGAACAUGACUAUGGGAACUACACGUGUGUGGCCUCCAACAAGUUGGGCCACACCAAUGCCAGCAUCAUGCUAUUUGGCCCGGGUGCUGUCAGUGAGGUCAACAAUGGGACGUCAAGGAGGGCAGGCUGCAUUUGGCUCCUCCCUCUUCUGGUCUUACACCUGCUCCUCAAAUUUUGAUGUGAGUGCCCCUUCCCUGCUGGGGAGAGCUGCUGCCACCGCAUCUCAAUACAACAGCACUGCAAAAUGAAGCAACAAGUCAGAAUCAAAUGAAAUUCCGAGAAUCACAGCCAAUGAGACAGAAAUUCAAGGGAGGGGGACAAAGCAUAUUGUGGUAAAGGGGAAAAAAAGUUUAAAAAAGGAAAUUUGAAAAUUGCCUUGCAGAUAUUUCGGUACCGCUGAGUUUUCUUUCUUUUCCCAAAUGGGAAGAAGGCACACCUAGCUUGGGCCCACCCACAAGCUGCACUGUGUGACCUCUCUGUUGCCAGGGUGGGCAAGGGCACAGCCACUGUGCCCACUAACGUGCCCCACCAAGGAACAUUCUGGAGUCAGCCAUCCCAAAUUUCAUCGGUUUAUAGACACAAGCACAGAGUGAGAAACAGGGGCCUAGAUGUGCCAUGGAGGGCCCUUUCAUGGGCUGCGUGACGGUGGCGUGUGUCAUGAAGUAUGAAAUCCGAAGGAAAAAAAACAAAAGAUAAAGGAAAAAAAGAAAGAAAGAAAGAAAGAAAGAAAGGAAGAAAGGAAGAAGACAGCCGACAGCACCAUAAUCCCACAAGCAACAGUCACAAAAGAUACCUUUAAGCUUUGGUUUUUUUCAUUUGACCACAUGGACACCAUGGAAAAUAAGGGAUUCUGAUUCAUUAUUAAUUUUAUUAAUUAUAUUUUCUGAUAUGAGUCUAGAACUUAGGGCAAAAGCAAGAGACAAAACUAAAAAUACACAGGCAAGGAUGAAGGGAAGCGUGCUUAUUAAGUAUUAAAAGCAAAUAGUGUACUUCUUACCUAAGUUUACAACUGGUGGACCAUACACCAGGCACUAACCACCUGGUGAGGCUUUGGCAAAUCCACCAGAAACACAUGUGAUUUAACAAACACCUCCACCAGCGUUACAGAUUCCUCCUC
Messenger RNA from Grammomys surdaster, 2454 nucleotides. It is a transcript of the gene Ntm, whose product is annotated as neurotrimin. Bases 481 to 1515 code for a protein of 344 amino acids. Gene Ontology annotation, cellular component: neuron projection. Lineage: Eukaryota; Metazoa; Chordata; Mammalia; Rodentia; Muridae. The transcript has 7 exons. The record is from RefSeq and is a predicted model, not a curated record.